ACAACAUCAUGGCGGCGUACGUGCUGAACAUAAACACGGCACACUUUUACCCACGAAGAUAAGCAAUCGGAUAAUGACAAACGAUUCAAUUUGCGUUUAAAUGGUCAAGUCAAAUGAUGAACAAGAAAACUGACGGCGAAAUAUGCCAAAUCCAAGAAAGCACGACCAUAACACUGGCUCAAAUGACUUAAGUGAAAUCUGGAGUCAUGGUUCCACAUUUUCACAAAAAAGGCUGAGAACAAACAAAUCGGGUAAAAGUCAGAAACUGACACCCCAAUCUUCACCUUCUGUCAGGAAGUCACCACAUACUCGGUCUAAAGGUCUGGAGACCCCCAAACGACGAGCGAGGGGCAGAUACACAGGCUUAAACAGCACUGCUGAUUCCCCCGGCGAUGGAGAUAUUUUACAAGACAUCAUCUGGGACCCGGCAUCACCUACUCCUGCUAGAAGUGGCGAAGGGCCCGGCAACACCAGAGUUGUUGAGAUAUCAGACAUUGUCAACCGGAUCGCCCCUAAGGAUGCCCAGCAUGUCUCUGUGGAUAGUCCUCUGCUCCAGUGGAUUGGGGACAGUGCUGUCCCAUGUACCCCAGAGGUACGCCCUCCCAAAGCAAGGAAGAAAUCCACUCGGAAAAGCUCAGUGGAGGACUUGAUGCAGCUGGCCAGGCAGUUUGACAUCAACAUGCACCAGCAGGACCGAGAGAAGAGGAGUGCGGAACACACACACGAUACCAUAAACAACAACCGCUACGGGGAGGAACCCAAGGGCCCGACGACAAUGUCCUCAUCAGCCCAGCAGGUAGAGGCGGAGCUUAACGCUCUGUUCGACGGGCCGACGCAGCGAGUCACCGGACGGCUCAGCCAAGGGUCGACCGCCUCCACCUGUUCUCAGGAGGUCAAGGUUCAAGUUGGGGUCAGCCAUCUCACUGCCGAUGACCUCGUCAAAGAGUCGGAGGUCAAGCCUGGCGGUGGAAGCACGUCUGGUUCAUCGGCUCGUACUGGUAAAGAGGAAGUGGAACAGUGGAACGCCACGACGACUGUGGCGAAAGACGAGGACUUUGACUGGGAGGAUGAUGACCUUCUCAGUGACCCUAUCGUGUUGGAGAUGACCCAGAAUCCUGAGGGGCUGAAAACGCCGUCCCCCAAACCCAGCAGCUCACUGACUCUGAGCACUGACAGAGACCACACACAGCUGCUGACAGAUACAGAGGAGACCCUACCACCCUCCUCUACUACCUCUAAUCCUAUCAGCCUGCCUUCUCACUCUGUCUGGAAGGGGACAAGCACACACCUCCAACCCUCAAACAGAGGUGGCGUCACUGGGCCUUGUCCUAAACCCAACAGCAGAAGGACUUUCCUGCUGGAGCCCAACCGUUGUUUCCAGGUGAAUAUGGCUCCGACAACCAAAGAAGCACUCAGACCGUUCCUCACUGCUGUAGAGGCCCAGCCUGAGAGACCCAGGCCCGGCGUGUCUGCGGCUGUGGGGAGUAGGGGCCCCAGUAGAGACUCUGCAGAGGGGAAGGCUGAUGGGGUGAGCACAGCUACAACUCCAACCUCACGUGGAACCACAGCCCCAGACUCCGCUUUCAAAGACUUCUCAGAGGAGGACCUCCAGUCCCUGUUUGACUCCGAGUCACUUUGGAACGACGACGAAGGUGGCGAUGACUUACUGCUGUAUCAGGUGUGUGACGACGUGGAGAGGAUCUCCAACAGUCAGCCCCUGUCCGAGGAUGCCUCAGUAACCACGGACACCACCGAGGUCCGCUUCCAAGAGAGCAGACCAAAAGCUCCUCCAUCCGGCCCUCUGGCUGCAACAAGAGAGGGGACUAUGACUAUGGAUAGGGCUGUAGGUGGUCCUAGCAGUAAACAGUCAACCACCUGCACGUCCGGCCGCUCCAACUCAGUGAGAGAGGGGUCUAUGACUAUGGAUAGGGCUGUAGGUGGUCCUAGCAGUAAACAGUCAACCAACUGCACGUCCGGCCGCUCCAACUCAGCACCAGGAGAUGGGAGCAUGACUAUGGAUGGCUUUCAGAGAUGGAACAUUCCAGUGAAAGCAGGAAACCACCUGCAGUCACGUCCCAGAGCCAUCCAGGCAGUGGGGAGGGUCUAUGAGUUUACCCAGCUGAAGGGUGCUCCAGGCUGGGGAACAUUUGGCCUAGGAUCCAGUCAACUGUUUGUCAACAGUCAGCUGACGGGGAGAUGCACGGAGGAGGAGAUUGAGAGGAAGAAGCAGGAGGCCAUAGCCAGAAGAAGGACCAGAGAAACCUCCCUAAAAGCAGGGGGACUUCCUCUGUGA
This is a messenger RNA of Oncorhynchus masou masou (cherry salmon), 2293 nucleotides long. Its product is annotated as ewing's tumor-associated antigen 1-like. The transcript is spliced from 6 exons. The record is from RefSeq and is a predicted model, not a curated record. Gene Ontology annotation, molecular function: protein serine/threonine kinase activator activity. The coding region runs from base 143 to 2293 and encodes 716 amino acids. Gene Ontology annotation, cellular component: nuclear replication fork. Lineage: Eukaryota; Metazoa; Chordata; Actinopteri; Salmoniformes; Salmonidae. Gene Ontology annotation, biological process: replication fork processing; DNA damage response; positive regulation of protein serine/threonine kinase activity.